Molecule: messenger RNA, 2712 nt
Organism: Chironomus riparius
Lineage: Eukaryota; Metazoa; Arthropoda; Insecta; Diptera; Chironomidae
Source: the annotation of a GenBank genome assembly
AUGGCCUCAUCAUCUCCAACUCCUUCAUUAGAUUCAUUACCAGGUGCCACAACAAACUCAUCAUUUGGCGAACCAGCGACAGAUUAUCUCAGUGAUUCUCCGCUCACAACGGGCUCGGGAACUUCACCACCUGAUUCGGGAAUUUGCGAUGAUUUUUUAUUGACAAGCAACAGUAAUAGCAGUAUCGACUCAUCACAUCCGAUUUCAAGUGACGCAACUUCAUUGGCGGCAGCCAUCGCACAAUCAGCAACAUUAGCUGAAUCUUUCUACGCACCACGUUGUACAGGCUGUAAAAAUAAGAAAUCUGAUGCCGUUGCAAAGUGCAUUGAUUGUGUAAACUAUUUAUGCGCAAAUUGUGUCACAGCUCAUCAGUAUAUGCAUUGUUUUAAUGGUCAUAGUGUUUUUCGUAUUAAUCACUUAACGCCACCGACGACAGUAUCAACAAACGAAUUGUUUUCACAUAAAAUGAACACAUUUGAUCGUCUAAUUCCAUCAGGAAAAGACGAUUCAAGCCACAUGAUUAAAUCAAUGAUGAAUUCAAUAAUUGCACCACCUCCAUUGAAUAUUGGUAAACACGAGACUUCCAAUAAUUCCGCUCCAUCUCCACCUUUAACAAAUUUGGCAUUAUCAAAUGCAGACAGCAUUUUGCAGAGUGCUGGUUUGAAUAAAUCAAAUCGUUAUUAUUGCAACAAACAUACAAAUGAAUUAUUAAAAUUCUACUGUCGCACAUGCUCGAUGUCGAUUUGUAAGGAUUGUAUGGUAAUUGAUCAUCAGACAGGUCUUCACGAUUGCGAACACAACCCUGAUCAGACACCAAAAAUGGUCGAAUCAUUGUUGCAACUCAUAAAUGAUCUUCGCAUUAAAGCUCAAGAUAUGAAACAAAUGUUCAAGAGCAAUGAACAUAAUUCAACUCGUAUCCAAAUACAGUACCACAAAGCGCAAAAUGAAAUAAACGAAACAUACCAGUUUUAUCGUUCGAUGUUGGAUGAACGAAAACAGGAAUUGCUCAAGGAAUUGGACAGUUUCUAUAAUGCCAAAACAAUGUCACAAUCAGUAUUAUUGACCAAAUCACAAGAGCAGAUUGAGAAAGUUCUUACAUCAUGCGAUUGUGUUGAGAAAUUUGCACGUAGUGUUGGACCAAAUGAAUUAAGUACAUUACGACGUAUAAUGGAGACAAAAUUACAGACGUUUAUGUCGAGCAUUAAUGACUUACAGUCAAUUUACGAAUUAGAUUUUGUAUCAAAUUAUCAGGCGAUACAAGUUGGAGUACGAAAUACAUUCGGCUAUAUUAGAUCGAAUAGUGAGUCGGUGACAGGAAAACAACCACCGAUUGCAAGACCAACAAGUACACUAACCAAUGGAAGCAGCCCACCAAGCUCGAAUGGUAGUAUGAAUGGCAUUAUGACACAAAAUAUGCUAAAUGGCUGUCACAAUGGUGGUAUGGGAAAUAUUGAAAGACCAUUCUCAAAUGGAGGUAGUUCAAGCAACUCAGCAAUCACUUCCUCAUCAUCUCCAAAUCAAAUGCAUUCGACAUUUGACACAGGUUCAAUUUUAAGCAAACGCUUUACAAGUAUUAAUAGUUUGGGACCAUUUAUUGGUAAUGAUUUGAUUAUGAAUCAACAGACAACACCGAAUAAUAUAAACCCGUAUGAGAAGUGGAGUAAUGGUAUGUCAGAUAAUAUAUUUGGAAAUAUGCCUGAUCAGUAUUCGUCGAUGGGCCCAAUGAAUGGCAAUAAUAUGAAUAAUAAUAAUAUUGGAAAUGGACCCAAUACACUUAUGACACUAAAUACUCUCUCAUCGGGAAAUUCCGAUUCAAUGUUAGAUCUUACUAAUAAGCUUAUCUCAACAACAAUCUUUCCACCAAAGUCUCAAAUUAAGCGUCAAAAAAUGAUUUAUCAUUGCAAGUUUGGCGAGUUCGGUGUUAUGGAAGGUCAAUUUACGGAGCCAAGUGGCGUUGCAGUUAAUGCUCAAAAUGACAUUAUUGUUGCUGACACUAACAAUCAUCGUAUUCAAAUUUUCGAUAAGGAGGGACGAUUUAAAUUUCAGUUUGGAGAAUGUGGAAAACGAGAUGGUCAAUUAUUAUACCCUAAUCGUGUUGCUGUUGUUCGCACGUCAGGCGAUAUUAUUGUUACAGAAAGAUCACCAACACAUCAAAUUCAAAUAUAUAAUCAAUAUGGUCAAUUUGUGCGCAAAUUUGGUGCCAAUAUUUUACAGCAUCCUCGUGGUGUCACUGUUGAUAACAAGGGACGUAUUAUUGUUGUCGAAUGUAAAGUUAUGCGAGUCAUCAUUUUCGAUCAGAAUGGAAAUGUUUUACAGAAAUUCGGAUGCAGUAAGCACCUCGAAUUUCCCAAUGGCGUUGUAGUUAAUGAUAAACAGGAAAUCUUUAUUAGUGACAAUCGUGCACAUUGUGUUAAGGUAUUCAAUUAUGAAGGAACAUUCUUGCGGCAAAUCGGAGGCGAAGGAAUAACAAACUAUCCAAUAGGCGUUGGAAUAAAUGCAAAUGGAGAGAUUCUCAUUGCAGACAAUCAUAAUAACUUUAAUUUAACAAUAUUUACACAAGAUGGACAGCUAGUAUCAGCGUUGGAGAGUAAAGUGAAACAUGCACAGUGCUUCGAUGUUGCAUUAAUGGAUGAUGGAAGUGUUGUUUUGGCCAGUAAGGAUUAUCGUUUAUACAUAUAUCGUUACGUUCAAGUUCCUCCAAUUGGAUUGUAA